AUGGUGGCGAUUGCCUUGUCGCCGAGUUUGCCGUCUUCCUCAGCCAGGACUGCAACGGUAUUCGGUACAAGGGCCGUAGCGGUGGUCGGGUCGAAAAGAGGGUCGAUACCUGGUCUCGCGCGGAGAAUAGGGCGAUCCACUCCCGAUUUUCGUCGGUACCACCGCCAUCCUUCUCGCACGACUUCGACGGCAAGAGAUCUUCUGGUUGCAUCGACAUCGACUCAUUUGUCACAUACUCCACAUCCUCCGACGACCCUUGGAGGGAUCGACCAGAGAACACCACGUGACGGAAACAGACGAACCUCGACAAAACACCCCACAACUGCUGGAGCCGUGACAGGAACCGACGGUGCCAUCGCCAUGUCACCGCCGUCUUUCAUGGAGAAGCUCAAAUAUGACGGCUCCAAGAAGGAGAAGAAGGCGGAGCCAGAUCAGGAAGAAGACGGAAAGACCACGGAACCAAAGUUGCCUGAACUUUCCACCGACGAUCUGCAGGCAUAUGAUCGUAUGGCCGUGUUGAUGAACCGAUACCAUAAUCACUUCAGACAUACGUGGAACAUGCUGUACCAGACUUGUACAUCUGGGUCCCGUCCCGCGGGCAUGUCGAUACGCGCGUUCAUAACUCAGGCGUUGCAACUAUGCCGGGGUCUCACGAUGCACCACACCAUCGAGGAAACGUACGUGUUCCCCGACCUCGCGGAGCGGAUGCCGCAGUUUCGCGAAAACGACCAUCUCAUCUCGCAGCACGAAUCGAUCCACGUGGGCCUGGUCAAGAUGGAGCAAUACCUCGACGCUUGUCGGAUGGGGGAGCGUGAAUUGAGAUUGCCCGAAUUGAAGGAGGUGAUGGAUAGUUUCGGCGAGGUGUUGUGGCAGCACCUUGACGACGAAGUGGAACAAUUGGGCGCGGAGAAUAUGAGGAAGUUCUGGACCAAGGAGGAGAUGUUGUCGAUGAACUGGUAG
Messenger RNA from Exophiala oligosperma, 960 nucleotides. RefSeq lists its product as uncharacterized. NCBI's taxonomy places the organism in Eukaryota, Fungi, Ascomycota, Eurotiomycetes, Chaetothyriales, Herpotrichiellaceae. The transcript is spliced from 2 exons. The coding region runs from base 1 to 960 and encodes 319 amino acids. The record is from RefSeq and is a predicted model, not a curated record.